Molecule: messenger RNA, 1236 nt
Organism: Aspergillus eucalypticola CBS 122712
Lineage: Eukaryota; Fungi; Ascomycota; Eurotiomycetes; Eurotiales; Aspergillaceae
Product: CobW family GTP-binding protein
Exons: 6
Coding region: 1-1236 (411 amino acids)
Cellular component (GO): cytoplasm
Source: RefSeq, a predicted model, not a curated record
AUGGACGACGACGAUGCCCCACCCCAGCUGGUUGACAUCUCGACCGCCCCCGAUGUGGCCCCGCCAUCGACGUCACUAGACACGCCGCCUCAGAACCGCGUGCCCAUCACGCUUGUGACUGGCUAUCUGGGAGCCGGCAAGACCACCCUCCUCAACUAUAUCCUCACCGAGAAGCAUGGCAAGAAGAUUGCCGUGAUCAUGAACGAGUUCGGUGACUCAACCGACAUCGAGAAACCCCUAACCGUCAACCAAGACGGUCAAGAAGUGACCGAAUGGAUGGAAGUCGGCAAUGGCUGCAUCUGCUGCUCCGUCAAAGACAACGGCGUCAUGGCCAUCGAAUCCCUAAUGGAACGCCGCGGCGCCUUCGACUACAUCCUGCUUGAAACGACCGGGCUCGCCGACCCAGGCAACAUCGCCCCAGUCUUCUGGGUCGACGAUAACCUAGGAAGCAGCAUCUACCUAGACGGAAUCGUCACACUGGUCGACGCAAAACACAUCCUGCACCUGCUCGACGAGCCCACUCCCGAAGAAACAGUCUCUAGCCACGGUGGUGCAGAAGCAGAAACCGAAACCGAAUCCAACCACACGCACACGCACACCGGCCCCGUCCUCUCCAUGGCACACAUGCAAAUCUCGCACGCCGACGUAAUCAUCAUCAACAAAGCCGACCUCGUAACCGCGGACGAACUCGCCACAGUCCAAGACCGGGUGACGGCCAUCAACAGCGCAGCUAAAAUCCAUAUCACUGACCAUAGCAAAACGCCGAAGAUAGAGGGCGUGGUGCUGGAUUUGCAUGCGUAUGAUCAUUUGGAUUCGUUGGAUUUUGCUCAGAAGGGACAUAGUCAUAUGGAUCCGCUAGGAUUGUUUCAACUGAUGGAUUAUUAUUACUCGCAGUCCAUUUCAACCAUCGCCCUCACUACACCUCCCAUCACCCCGGCCCAAGUAUCCCGCGUGGACACCUGGCUUCAAUCCGUCCUCUGGGACUCUGUGAUGCCGCUUGCGGAGGAAGUAUCUGGGCCGACGGGAUUCGAUAUCCAUCGGUUAAAGGGGAUUCUGGUGCUGAGUGAUGGGUCGACGAAGAUUAUUCAGGCAGUGCGGGAUGUUUUUGAGAUUAGGGAUUCGGAGCCGGCGGAUGGGAAGAAUCAGUGUAAGAUUGUUUUGAUUGGACGGGGGUUGGGUGGUGAUGAUGGGGGGAGGGCGUGGCAGAGGAGUUUGGAGGAGUGGUUGGGUCGGUAG